AUGGCCUCCUACCCGUCAUCUCAGGGCAACAUCCCGCCGCCGCAGUUUCCCAUGCCCUCACCACAGCCCGACCAGCCAUCCUACGGCUACCCUUUUGCCGACCCUGCUCACAGCACCAGCGACUUCCCCGUCGCCGACGCCGCGCCGCCUCCCAAGCGUAGCAAAUGGCGGCACUUUGUCAAGGGCACCCAGGAGAUGAUCAAGAAGCGCUGGCCCCGCUACUUCUUCCUCACCGCGGUCUGUCAGGGCAUCAUCUGCAUUGCCUUCGAAUCCUAUACAUUCGGCAGGUUCAAUGCGGGCGUGGACGAGGAGACUGCCAAGCUCAAACAGACUGCCGAUGUCGACGCGCAGCUCAAGACAAUCCCCACAUUCCUUAGUCUCUUCAUGCUCGGCUUCCUGUACGAGGUGGUUCUGACUUGGGACGCGCUCAUCGCCAAGAAUACCAUUCAGGUCAUCGGUCUCGUCAUCUCCAACUUGGCCCUGCUCAUCUACACAUCGAUCCAGAUCAGCGAUAUCGGUAUCGCCAUCGACAAGCUGCGGGAUGUCAACAUCAUUCGGGGCUUCGAUACCUGGUGGUCGGUGCAUCCCAUGCUCGUUGCCAUUCCGUGCAUCCUUGCGGUCGGAACCAUUUCCUUUGCCUUGAUUGCCUGGAAGCUGUACCAAGAAUUCGCGUGGGAUAUCCUCAAACAUAUCGGAGCCGACUACCGCAUGAAGAAGAGGUUUCUCCACUACCAAAUCUACAUUGCUCUGCUCAAGUUCGAUUUCUUCUUCUUCAUCGGGUUCACCGUCCAGUUCCUUGUCGUCGUUGGAGGUAGCAGUACGGUCGAGACCGCGCUGACAGCGGCAGCAAUUCCCGUGACCAUGGGCAUUCUACUGGCGGCAGCCUGGUUCACUAAGAAGGAGUUCAAGCCUGGUGUGUACGGCAUCGUCGCACUUUACCUCGGCGGUCUCGCCUACUUCAUCUUCAAGCUCGCCAGAAUCUACGAUCCAGGCCACGCAGAGGCGUACAGGCCGGUCGCCAAAUCGCUCUCCGCCUUCGCGGUCCUCACCAUUAUCCUGAUUGUCUGCACAAUCGUCAACGCCUUGGUCUGCAUGUUCAACUUUGGGCAUGGGCUCAAGCAGCACCUCAAUGCGCCGAGGCAGGAGCUCGACAAGGACCAGGUCAGCUACUCGCUUAACGACGUCAAGCAGCCCCAGAUUCCGAGCAGGAUGACAAUCGACUAA
This is a messenger RNA of Microdochium trichocladiopsis, 1224 nucleotides long. RefSeq lists its product as uncharacterized. The coding region runs from base 1 to 1224 and encodes 407 amino acids. The record is from RefSeq and is a predicted model, not a curated record. NCBI's taxonomy places the organism in Eukaryota, Fungi, Ascomycota, Sordariomycetes, Xylariales, Microdochiaceae. Gene Ontology annotation, cellular component: Golgi apparatus. The transcript is spliced from 3 exons.